Molecule: messenger RNA, 2551 nt
Organism: Anguilla rostrata (American eel)
Lineage: Eukaryota; Metazoa; Chordata; Actinopteri; Anguilliformes; Anguillidae
Product: Ras-related protein Rab-33B-like
Exons: 2
Coding region: 456-1154 (232 amino acids)
Biological process (GO): regulation of exocytosis; Rab protein signal transduction
Molecular function (GO): GTP binding; GTPase activity
Source: RefSeq, a predicted model, not a curated record
UAUCUCAGGAGCUUCUGUUAAACGCCACAAAGUUGUAUAACUACUAUGAAAUGAUAUAUCUGGAUCUGGAUCUGGAGUCGAUUGAGUGCUAUUUAGGCUAAUGUUUUUUAUUUGAUUUUUUAUUUAUUUAUGUAUUUAUUCAUUUAUUUUUCACAAUCGCAUCUGUUGGAGUAUUUUAGUAGCCUGCACGCCUACCUUUAAAUCGUGCGCAAUAGUUUUUCGCAAUGUAAAUUGCAAUUUACAUCGUUAAUAUACCGCUUAUUGUAUUAGAAAUAAAUAGAAACCAUUUAUCAAUUAGUAUUGACGCGUUUUAAAACUUGAAAGCAAUCACUUGGUUUAUGCUGAAAGUUUUAUUAGGUCAAAUUUCGCUCGGCUGCCCCACAACCUGCUGGUUGACUUAAUUUUACAAGGAUUCAACUACUCUCGCGAGGAUUCGCUAUGGGAUUUUGCGAGCCAUGGCAUAUCAAAACAAAAAUGAUCAUGGUUUCGUUACAGUUUACGAUGGAACAAGUUCUGCAAAGGAGGUGCACCAAGAAUAUGCCGGUAUCCAGACUCGAAUUUUUAAAAUUAUUGUGAUAGGGGAUUCUAAUGUCGGGAAAACCUGUUUAAGUUAUAGAUUUUGCGGGGGCCGUUUUCUUAAAAACCCCGAAGCAACAAUCGGAGUGGAUUUCAGAGAAAGGACUGUGGACAUUGAUGGCGAAAACAUCAAGCUGCAGAUAUGGGACACAGCAGGCCAGGAGCGCUUCCGCAAAAGCAUGGUGGAGCACUAUUACCGCAACGUCCACGCCAUCAUCUUCGUGUACGACGUCACCAAGCUCUCGUCCUUCGAGAGCCUGCCGGAGUGGAUCGAGGAAUGCGGCCGCCACUCCGUGCCGCCCAUGGUGCCCCGGAUCCUGGUGGGCAACAAGUGCGACCUGAAGGGCAAAGGGGAGGUGCCCACCUCGCUGGCCCAGCGCCUGGCCGACGGUUACAACUUCCCUCUCUUCGAGACGUCAGCCAAGGACCCUGCGGAGAAGGAGCACGUGGAUGCCAUUUUCCUGACGCUGGCCUACAAAUUGAAGAAUCACAAACCGCUCAGGCUGAGACAGCUCGUCGAAAGCAGGCCAGUGCCUCUCUCUGAAGAGCAGGAGCUUCAGAGGACCUGCCUGUGCUGACACUGCGCUCGCAGCUUUUCAAAGAAAUAAAAAAAGGACGUUUUUUUAAAUCAGGCCAGUGCUUCGCACUGUAGCCUAGCUUGGCUAUAGGCCCCUUUUCCCUCUUGUGUUGAGGCUUUGCAGUUAACUCUAGCUGGCGAGAGUUUGAUUAUGUUUAGAUCACCCAAAUCAAUGGGUGACAGUUCUAAGAAAGCUGUACUAGAGGUCUAGACAUUUCAUACCAUUGUGGCUGCAAAGUGAAUCGUAUAGAAUCCUGCUGCCUGGUUACAUCCUAGUCAUGGGACACACAAGUUUUUGAGAGCGGGUUGUCCUUUGUCCAAUGUGUGUUUGGGACCUUGUCAUUUCCCACAAUCCUUUAUUCCCAUCGUAUCAUACGUUAGCGCAGUAUGUCAUUCCACAUAUACAGCUCAACGAUGCAGUGGGGAAAAUGAUGUUGAAAAAAGAUGUUUCUCUGUUAGUCCUUUUCUAGAUGUGACUUAAAAUGUUGGAUUUGAAUGUAGCAGUCUUAAAAGACUUUUUAAAAGAGUCAGAUUUUCAAGAGAAAUGCCUUUGUAGCAAUCUACAUUGCCAUGAUUUCCAGUAUUUAUGAUUUUAUACGUUUAAAUUUUAUUUAUUUUUUAAGCACUUCUUGUUUUUUUCUGAUAUUUUACAAGUAAUUGAGGUAUCCAAUUAGGAUUCCUCAAGCAAUGAAAGGGAUUUGUAGCAGAAUAUUUCAUAGUGAAUAUUGUCUUAGCAUGGUUUCCAUACAAUCCAGUAAUAAACGUGCAAUAUAUUAUGAUGCUAACUAGUCUGAAAAUGGUUAGAACAUAUGAUAUUUCUUCAUUUUUCAGAGAAGGACAUGCAUGUGUAAAUCAAGGACAAGGGAACAUGUAAAUCAUGAACAUAUUUACCACAAUCAUAGAUAUCAGUAGAAACUGAGUUGAUGAAAGCAAAGUGAAUUGUUUUUAAAACAGCUCCCUCAAUGCCAAAUUAUUAAUCAUUGGGCACAAUAAGUGUAAGUUGAUUAAUAUCCGUCUUAGUAUUUAAAAAUUUCAUUAAAAUUCUUGAGUCUGUACUAAAGAUAAAAUAACGUUGGGACGUAUUUUGAAUUUGAAUCCGGGAUAAUGAUACUACAGACAAAAUACUGUACCUCAAAUAUCAAUGGGAAUUAUAUUCAGAAUCGAUGCCAUCAUUUGCAAUAAAAUGGGCCUAAAUGAUUCUCUGGAUCAAAAAUGUAAAAAAGGAAGUUUUCUUGAAGUCUGUACAAUAAUGAAGUUGAUUGUACCAAUCUUUUGUAUUCAACAGUACAAUGUUUGCAUAUUUAUUAGUAUGCGUUGCAUAUUUUUUACACUAGAUAAUGUCAUGGGAAGAUUUUGCUUGAAGGAAGGGGAAUAAAUGCAUAAAAGCAUUAUACUGAA